AUGAGGUACCGAGUUACGGUGACCGUAUCAUCGGCCAUUCAGCAUGUUCAUGAUGUUCAAGCAGUUGAAAUCAAUCACAUUAAUGAAAACGGUGUACUAUCUUCUUGUCUUGUAUGGCCUAAAGGUUAUUCGGUACAGCCAUGCCCAAGCCUGAAUUGGAACCACACCUUUCUUGCCAAAGCGUACUAUAUCGUUCAAGAGCAGCUCAGAUACACAGACCAGGUGAACGACAUAUGUGGUCCUUUGGGAACUGAGCUACUUGUCAUUGACUCCCUCGAAGAAAAUGACUUCAUCGUUGAGAAGCUGAAGGCCUAUGAACCCAGUGGCGAGUCCAAGGUCUUCCUAGGGUGUCCUGGACAUCAGCCAACGCCGCCGAGAAACUUCAGUUGCAGGGGGAGUGAUGCUACGUACCAAGAGUCGACCUCAGCAAGCAUGGGAUUCUGGAACUGGCGAGGCGGGAAACCAGAGGCAGUCCCCGGCAAGUGUAUUCGUUUGAACACAGAAGAUGAUGGCGCUUGGGUUGUGUCAGGCUGUGGUCCUUUAUCAAACUUUGUUAUCUGUCAGUGUCAACGAGGCAUACCAUCGGGCACUCUGGUGUCAACCCGAUUCAAUCAAAUCACUUUUGGAAGCAAAAACUGUCUCCAAGGAGACAGGAUAAUGAGAGUGGUGUCCGUUCACAGCUUCAUUGAAUGUGUAAUGGAAUGUCAGUCUGAUGUGAGUUGCUCCUCGUUCAACCUGAUUGGCCAAAAUGGGAUAACCACGCAUUUAUGUCAACUUAGCGUGUAUCACUCAAGUAUUGUGGACCUGGCGAAUUUCAUUGUCGACGAAACCUGCAAAUAUUAUGAAUUAAUGCGCUAAAUUUAGUCUUUAACAUACAUAGAGGAAAGCUAGAAUUUUCUGUCUAUGGUUUGCAUAGGACUCGUGUAUGUAAACGGAUCUUGUGCAUAAAUGUCUCUUUUUCAUCUGUCAUAAACAUGUACCCCCCCAAAAAAAAAAAAAUUAACUUCACGUAGUAACGCAAGUCUUAUUUCAGUAUUGAAUGUUUGAACUAUAUUCCGCUGAUAGAUUGACAGAUGAAGUGGUAUAUUUGAUAUGUGUGUAGGUGCAGUACAGCAUCCCUAAACAUGAGAGACAAAUUAAGGGUAGUUAUUUGUGGAGUGUGAAAACAUUGCGACAAAAUGUGACUUGGUUUUUAGUUUGGAGUUGAUCUGUUGUCUACUCUACGGGCAACGACCAUGCCGCCUGUGUUCUGUCAAUUUUUUUUUUUUUUUGGGGGGGGUGUUAGAUUGCCCCCACGGGUAACUACUUCCCCAUUUCAUGUACAUUUAAAAUUAUCCAUUUUGUUUAGUUCAUGUUAGUAAAUAUCAUUUUGUUAUUGUCACUUUAACGACAAGCGCUUUCUUUGGAGUAUGAGAUAAAAUUUAUAUUUAUGUAUAUUUUUUUACAUUUUUUUUCUAUUUUUUUAGGGGCGGCAAUCACCUACGUUUUUUGCCCUUCACCAAUAAUAGAAUCGAUGAUACGC
Messenger RNA from Lytechinus variegatus (green sea urchin), 1522 nucleotides. RefSeq lists its product as uncharacterized. The record is from RefSeq and is a predicted model, not a curated record. Lineage: Eukaryota; Metazoa; Echinodermata; Echinoidea; Temnopleuroida; Toxopneustidae. The coding region runs from base 1 to 858 and encodes 285 amino acids. The transcript is spliced from 3 exons.